Molecule: messenger RNA, 2926 nt
Organism: Neogale vison (American mink)
Lineage: Eukaryota; Metazoa; Chordata; Mammalia; Carnivora; Mustelidae
Gene: KLF4
Product: Kruppel like factor 4
Exons: 4
Coding region: 431-1990 (519 amino acids)
Biological process (GO): regulation of transcription by RNA polymerase II
Molecular function (GO): DNA-binding transcription factor activity, RNA polymerase II-specific; RNA polymerase II cis-regulatory region sequence-specific DNA binding
Source: RefSeq, a predicted model, not a curated record
UUCGCACCCCGCGCCGCCGCCCAGUCCGCAGAUCCGCGCCGCUGCGGCCAGUCUCACCUGGCGGCGCCGCCCGCCCGCCAACCCGGCCACAGCCCCAGCGCCCACGGCGACAGCCGCGGCGACCGCGACAGUGGUGGAGGACGCUGCUGAGUUGAAGAGAGCGCAGUUCGGCCACCGGACCUAUUUACCGCUUUGCGCUUUGCUCAUCGUCUGUUUUUACGAGUUUACAACUUUUAAGAACUCUCGUGUACAAAGGAACUUUUCUUAAAAAGGCAUCUCCCGUUUAUAUUUAAUCCAAAGAAGGAUUUCGGGCAAUUUUGGGCUUUUGGUUUUGGCUUGGUUUCUAAGUUUUUUUUUUUUCCUCCUAAUUUUGGGGUUUGGGUACCCCCACUGCUUUGAACUCCCGAGGACCUUCUGGGCCCCCACAUUAAUGAGGCAGCCACCUGGCGAGUCUGACAUGGCUGUCAGCGACGCACUGCUCCCGUCCUUCUCCACGUUCGCGUCCGGCCCCGCGGGAAGGGAGAAGACACUGCGUCCAGCAGGUGCCCCGAAUAACCGCUGGCGGGAGGAGCUCUCCCACAUGAAGCGACUUCCCCCGGUGCUUCCCGGCCGCCCCUACGACCUGGCGGCGGCGACCGUGGCCACCGACCUGGAAAGCGGCGGAGUCGGCGCGGCGUGUGGCGGCACCAAUCCUGCUCUCCUACCUCGGAGGGAGACGGAGGAGUUCAACGAUCUCUUGGACCUGGACUUUAUCCUCUCCAAUUCGCUGUCCCAUCCGGAGUCGGUGGCCGCCACCGUGUCCUCGUCGGCGUCAGCGUCGUCAUCGUCCUCCCCAUCGAGCAGCGGUCCUGCCAGCGCGCCCUCCACCUGCAGCUUCAGUUAUCCGAUCCGGCCCGGAGGGGACCCGGGCGUGGCGCCGGGCAGCACUGGCGGCGGCGGUCUCCUCUAUGGCCGGGAGUCUGUGCCGCCUCCCACAGCUCCCUUCAACCUGGCGGACAUCAACGACGUGAGCCCCUCGGGCGGCUUCGUAGCUGAGCUCCUUCGGCCAGAAUUGGACCCAGUGUACAUCCCGCCGCAGCAGCCGCAGCCGCCAGGUGGCGGGCUGAUGGGCAAGUUUGUGUUGAAGGCGUCGCUGAGUGCCCCUGGCAGCGAUUACGGCAGCCCGUCGGUCAUCAGUGUUAGCAAAGGCAGCCCGGAUGGCAGCCACCCGGUCGUGGUGGCGCCCUACAGCGGCGGGCCUCCGCGCAUGUGCCCCAAAAUAAAGCAGGAGGCAGUCUCGUCGUGCACGGUCGGUCGGCCCUUAGAGGCCCACUUGGGCAGUGGACCCCCUCUCAGUAAUGGCCACCGACCACCAGGACACGACUUCCCCUUGGGGCGGCAACUCCCCAACAGGACUACCCCCACUCUGGGUGCCGAGGAACUGCUGAGCAGCAGGGACUGUCAUCCUGCCCUAUCGCUCCCCCCGGGGUUUCAUCCCCACCCGGGACCCAACUACCCACCCUUUUUGCCAGACCAGAUGCAGCCACAGGUCCCACCGCUCCAUUAUCAAGGUCAGUCCUGGGGAUUCAUAGCUCGGGCUGGGGACGCCUGCCUGUGCCAGCCCUCCGGGGAGCAGGGGAUGAUGCUGACCCCACCUUCUUCACCCCUAGAGCUCAUGCCUCCUGGUUCCUGCAUGCCGGAGGAGCCAAAACCAAAGAGGGGGAGAAGAUCGUGGCCCCGGAAAAGGACCGCCACUCACACAUGUGAUUACGCAGGCUGCGGUAAAACCUACACGAAGAGUUCUCAUCUCAAGGCACACCUGCGAACCCACACAGGUGAGAAACCCUACCACUGUGACUGGGACGGCUGUGGGUGGAAAUUUGCCCGCUCUGAUGAACUGACCAGGCACUAUCGCAAACACACUGGGCACCGCCCCUUCCAGUGCCAGAAGUGCGACCGGGCCUUCUCCAGGUCGGACCACCUAGCCUUACACAUGAAGAGGCACUUUUAAAUCCCCAAACAGUGGAUAUGACCCACACUGCCAGAAGAGAGAAUUCAGUAUUUUUUUUUAAAAUCUUUCACACUGUCUCCCCCCACCAACUCGGGGUGGGGAGGGAGGGGAGAAUCCCUGCUGGAAAGCACUACAAUCAUGGUCAAGUUCCCAACAAGCCAACUUGUGAAUGGAUAAUCAGGAGACACAAGGAAACCAGAAGACAAAUCAAAGAACAGAUACGGGGUCUGUGACUGGAUCUUCUAUCAUUCCAUUGCUAAAGCCAACUUGAAUAUUCCUGGACUUACAAAAUCACCCAGGGGGUGACUGGAAGGUGUGGAUAUCAGGGUAUAAAUUAGAUCCAUGAGUUGGGGGGGGAGGGAAGACCAGAAUUCCCUUGAAUUGUGUUCGAAGCAGUAUAAGCAUAAAGAUCACCUUGUAUUCUCUUUGCCUUCUAAAAAGCCAUUAUUAUGAUAUUUAGAAGAAGAGGAAGAAAUUCAGGUACAGAAAAUGUGUUUUUAAUAACCUUAAACGAUGGUGCUUGGUGAGUCUUGGUUCUAAAGGUACCAAAUGAGGAAGCCAAAGUUCUCAAACUGCUGCAUACUUUGACAAGGAAAAUCUAUUUUUGUCUUCCGAUCUACAUUUAUGACCUAAGUCAGGUAAAUAUGCCUGGUUUACUUCUUUAACAUUUUUAUGCAGACAGUCUGUUAUGCACUGUGGUUUCAGAUGUGCAAUAAUUUGUACAAUGGUUUAUUCCCAAGUAUGCCUUAAGCAGAACAAAUGUUUUUUUUCUAUAUAGUUCCUUGCCUUAAUAAAUAUGUAAUAUAAAUUUAAGCAAACUUCUAUUUUGUAUAUUUGUAAACUACAAAGUAAAAAAUGAACAUUUUGUGGAGUUUGUAUUUUGCAUACUCAAGGUGAGAAUUAAGUUUUAAAUAAACCUAUAAUAUUUUAUCUGAA